Messenger RNA from Aspergillus aculeatinus CBS 121060, 1116 nucleotides. RefSeq lists its product as uncharacterized. The transcript has 2 exons. The record is from RefSeq and is a predicted model, not a curated record. The coding region runs from base 52 to 888 and encodes 278 amino acids. Lineage: Eukaryota; Fungi; Ascomycota; Eurotiomycetes; Eurotiales; Aspergillaceae.
CACUCCUCUCUCAACACCUCAUUUUCACCUCAUUCCAACCCCAGCACCGCCAUGCAACCCCACCACGCCGAUCUCAUUCGCAGUCUGAACAAGCUCUAUACCCUACUAUAUCAACUCGGGGCCUAUGAAGAGGCCAAGAUUCUCCGACCAGACGGCAGCAGCAUAGGAAGUCGACAUCCCGAGGGCGCUAUAAACAGCUCUGCGGCUCUGGCCGCCGGAUUCACUCCGGCCGUGGUUGAUGUGAUGCACCAGAUCCCAUAUCUCGAUGUGGGGGUGCUGGAUUUCCAGAUCUGCCCCAAUACCUUCUUGGUCAACUAUCGAAGUGAGAAGCAUUCCGACCAAGGGAGCUUCGAGGCGUGGCGAUCGACCUGUUCCCCGGAGAUCGAAUUGCCCGAGAACACGGUGGCCUUGACGCAAGCCUCGGGUGGGGGGAGGACUUGGCUCUAUGAUGUGGGGACUGGACUUAUGCGCGACUGGGAUUUUGAGAAUGAGGAUGACCCCCUGGUAGUACCGGCCGAUCUGCCCUCCAAGGUUCUGGCGCCCUAUAUCGAGAAAUACAGGAGUCUGCACUAUCUGAUCACCCCGAUGGAGUUGGAUUGUGCGUGGGAGCUGUUCAUGGCUGGGCAUCCGCCCGAGGACUGGGGGCCCUGGGACCGGUUGAAUUGGUACAUCGACUAUGGGGAGUGGAAAGCGACCCGAUAUCUUAAGCAAAUCUAUCUGCAGUAUGGCUGGAAAGUCACUCCCGGGAUGUCUCCAUCACAGGAGCAGUUCCGACGAGCGGACUAUCUGCGGGCGAGAGACCAGUAUUGGGCAGAGGUUGUUGCGCCCCUUGGCAAGGCGUCCGAAAUGUUUCGAAGACAGCGGAUGGUAGAGACGUGUGAGAAUUGAAUUCAACCUUGCUCCCCGAGCUGGAUCGGGAACCAGAAGUCAUGGGACGUAUCCCCUGGAAUUGCGCGCUGAUUGCACGUUCACGCUCGACAGACGACUGCUCUUUGAGCCUCGCCGCCUCGUCCAACCCCAUCGGCCAAUCGCCUGUUUCGCGCAUGACGAGGUCUCAUAGCUCCUGUGGCAAGCCGAACUGGGUGCCGAAUUGGUCGAACACUGCGUUCUCUCUUC